Molecule: messenger RNA, 1281 nt
Organism: Cladocopium goreaui
Lineage: Eukaryota; Dinophyceae; Suessiales; Symbiodiniaceae
Source: the annotation of a GenBank genome assembly
AUGGACGCUUCCGCGUCGUGGUUUCCGCUUGUGGCUCUGGCGCUGAUGUCUAUGCCCAAGCUUGGCAAGUUGGACAGAAAGAAAAGGGUCAGAAAGGUUGCUGUCAAGCAGAAAUCCAUCUCUCGCUCUCGGGUGCCAGUGCUGGGCCAUGCUGAUGCUAGUGGGCAACAGCUAGAUUGCCAACCCAGCAGACCAACCCAUGCCAUCAAUGGAGACUCUGUCUACGUUAGCAGCUUCACCUCUGGGUUGAACCAGCGGUUCUACUUGGCAUGCCACCGGAAGGUUGCAGAUUUCUUUCGAUGGUCCCCGAUACCAAGGAGCCUGGAGAGCUUUGAGUGCCGUGUUGUCGGAUAUUACACCACCUUAAUCGAUGAGUUUUUGAAGACAGAUUCGGAGAUUAAUGGAGGUGAAGCUGCGAGAUUGUGGCCCACUUUCUUAUUGCUCAGCUACCCAUUGUUCCAGACUCUGACUCUGAGUCGCAUGCUGCUUUCGUUGGCUCUCCGGGGCGUGAGGAACCAGAUGAUGAGAACAAGUGAUGAUUUUCCUCAUCACGACUUCUGUGAAGUGUUCGCUGGAUGUGGGAAUCUCACACGAGAGUGUCUUCGACUUGGUCUUUCUGGCUGUGCUUUUGACUGGGUGUUUGAGCCGGAAGAGCACAACUUGUGUGGCAAGGGCAUUCGCCUGGUCCUGGACUGCAUUGCUUCAAUUCGUCAAAGCGGCCUGCUGUGGAUCGCUUGUGAGUGCCGCAGCUUUACAGUGCUUUGCAGGGCACAGAGCGCAAGGUCCCAGAUAAACAACUUUAUGGGGGACGACAGUCGUGGCUUUGUCCAGGUAGGGAACAUCCUUCAGGCAGUCUCCAGCUUAUUUUACUUCAUUGGAUGGCUCUUGCAAAUUCAUGUGGUGCUGGAGCAGCCACAGAGCUCGUGCUUACAAUUCUGCAGGCCUGUCCUUGGAGUUUUCCACUACACAGGAACAAUGUCAUUUAGGACGUACCUAGGAAGUUUUGGAGGUGAGACUGUCAAGCCCCUGUCACUCUUCACAACUUGGAGGCAAAUUGAAGAACUACAGUGCGAGAAGCCCCGAUGUGAUUCCACUUUGACGACACGCGACGACAGUGGUGCCUUCACAGGGCACAAAGAUGAGCUCUACAAGUCUCAGCAGUACACGGUUGCCUUUGGCCGACGAGUAGGGCAACUGCUGCAAGCUGAGCUGUUUCAAAACUAAUUAACUUUAAGUCUUAGCAGAGUGUUUGUCAGUGAGUGCUCAGCCAUGACAUGGCCA